AUGUCGUCGUUUAGCCCCACGCAGAUCUUCGAGGAGGGGACCACAGAGGAAAAGGGUGAGAAUGCUCGCCUCAGCGCCUUUGUCGGCGCCAUCGCAGUUGGCGACUUGGUAAAGAGCACCCUCGGCCCGAAGGGCAUGGAUAAGAUUCUCCAGUCUGCUUCUACCAUGGAAAUCAUGGUAACAAACGACGGCGCCACGAUUCUCAAGGCCAUCGCCCUCGACAACGCUGCGGCAAAGGUCCUUGUCAACAUCUCAAAGGUUCAAGACGAUGAAGUGGGUGACGGGACCACAUCUGUGACCGUGCUUGCCGCCGAGCUGCUGCGCGAGGCGGAGCGCCUCGUCGACAAGAAGAUCCACCCUCAGACAAUUAUCGAAGGCUAUCGGAUAGCGAGCCAGGCAGCGCUGAAGGCCCUCGAGGCAUCCGCGGUGGACCAUAGCAACAACCCCGAGGCGUUCAAGCAGGACCUCCUCGCCAUCGCACGCACGACACUCAGCUCCAAGGUCCUCGCCCAGGACCGGGACCACUUUGCCAAGCUUGCUUGCGAUGCCGUGUUAAGAUUGAAGACGUCGUCAGACCUGAGCCACAUUCAGAUCAUCAAGAAGGCUGGCGGCAAGCUGAGCGAGUCUUACUUGGACGAGGGCUUUAUUCUUGACAAGAAGAUUGGUGUCAACCAGCCCAAGCGUCUGGAGAAGGCCAAGAUCCUCAUCGCCAACACGUCAAUGGAUACCGACAAGGUAAAGAUCUUUGGGGCACGGCUCAAGGUUACCUCGACGAGCAAGCUGGCAGACCUCGAAAAGGCCGAGAGAGAGAAGAUGAAGGCCAAGGUGGAGAAGAUCAAGGCACACGGCAUCAACUGCUUCAUCAACCGGCAGCUCAUCUACAACUGGCCAGAGCAGCUAUUCACAGACGCAGGCAUCAUGUCGAUCGAGCACGCCGACUUUGACGGCAUCGAGAGACUGGCGCUCGUGACCGGCGGUGAGAUCACUUCGACAUUUGACCACCCGGACCAGGUCAAGCUCGGCCACUGCGACAUAAUCGAAGAGGUCAUCAUUGGAGAGGACACCCUGAUCAAGUUCUCUGGCGUGGCCGCCGGAGAGGCUUGCACGAUUGUGCUCCGCGGAGCAUCAGAGCAGCUCCUGGACGAGGCGGAGCGGAGUCUGCACGACGCGCUUGCCGUUCUCUCACAGACGAUCAAGGAGCCGCGGACAACAUUAGGUGGCGGCUGUGCUGAAAUGGUGAUGGCGAAGGCUGUCGACGGUGCUGCCACUCGGGUCGAGGGCAAGCGGCAAACGGCGGUUGCUGCCUUUGCGACGGCGCUACGACAGCUUCCCACUAUCCUUGCGGACAACGCGGGUCUCGAUUCGGGAGAUCUAGUUGCCCGCCUCCGCAAGGCCAUCUAUGAUGGACUGACGACAUAUGGUCUGGAUCUGAUGACCCCGGGAGGUGGGAUCGCAGACAUGAGAGAGUUUGGAGUGAUUGAGAGCUACAAACUCAAGAAGGCCGUGGUUUCUUCGGCUAGUGAGGCUGCUGAGCUGCUGUUGCGCGUGGACGACAUAAUAAGAGCGGCACCUAGGAGACGGGAGCGGAACUGA
Molecule: messenger RNA, 1593 nt
Organism: Lasiosphaeria miniovina
Lineage: Eukaryota; Fungi; Ascomycota; Sordariomycetes; Sordariales; Lasiosphaeriaceae
Product: chaperonin Cpn60/TCP-1 family
Exons: 4
Coding region: 1-1593 (530 amino acids)
Biological process (GO): protein folding
Cellular component (GO): chaperonin-containing T-complex; cytosol
Molecular function (GO): ATP hydrolysis activity; ATP binding; ATP-dependent protein folding chaperone
Source: RefSeq, a predicted model, not a curated record